Vespa velutina is the source of this 737-nucleotide messenger RNA. RefSeq lists its product as uncharacterized. The record is from RefSeq and is a predicted model, not a curated record. Lineage: Eukaryota; Metazoa; Arthropoda; Insecta; Hymenoptera; Vespidae. The transcript is spliced from 5 exons. The coding region runs from base 169 to 660 and encodes 163 amino acids.
AUAUAUAUAUAUAUAUAUAUAUAUAUAUGUGAAAAAGUUUAUUAAUAUCAUUUGAAACGAAUGAAAUGGAAAUCACGAGGGACUUAUCAUCGAUUUAUAAAUAAUUAAGGAUUGAAUUGAAUUAAUUUAAAGGCAUAAAGAGAAUAUGGAAGAAGAUAUAUUAUUAUUAUGAGCAACGUUGUUAGAUUGACGAUUUUAAUUUUGAUAACAACAUUGACUUAUAUGAAGGCAUUGACGAUUGUCAAUCAUCAUACCGACGACGAAUAUGUACUCGAGCAUGAAGUCCUUUACGAGGAUGCGAUCAACGAAGCAAAAAAACUCGAGAUUUAUCCUGGUCCAAUACCAGGAUGUAAACAUUGCACCAAUUCAGAGAUAACCUAUUGCAAGAAUGGAAGCGUCAUUAAUGAUCAUUGCUGUUGCGACGGUAGUUACAAUAAAGUGUUCCCCUUCGUUGAACACACUUGUCGCGUGGGACCAGAAGAAUGCAAAGUAGAGGCUGGAGAUUGUGCAGAGUAUACAAGAUUACGUGAAUGUUGUUGUCACUCUUAUUUGGCUUCUGUGUGGAAAUAUUUAGCGACUGGCGUAGGAUCUCGCAAUGAUGCAAAUUUAACAAUGUUCCUGAUUACAUUAGCAAUGGUGCUCGGAUUAUACUUAACGUAAUAUACGAUUAUUAUAAAUCUUACCAAAUAUUUUGUACAGUAAGGAUUAUACUCCUUAAUAAAUUAUUUUUACAUCGA